AUGGGGGUGGAUACGCUCCUUCAGGUAUGCAAUCUUGUUGUAUGCCCCACUUGUUCAAUAAUUAAGUAUCAUUCUAACUACUAUUUACGUAUAUUAUGCUGUUUCUCAAACACAAUAUAAAACCAGACAUAACUGUGGGUCACUUUUCAAAUUCAUUAAUAAGGCAACCAAACAGAAACAUAAAAUUUAUAAAAUGUAUAAAAUUAUACAUAAAAAUAAAUCUUUGCCUAUACAAUAAAUAAAACAUACAUAAAAAGCUGAAAGUUAGAUCUUGAUGGAAGCCAUAUCACCUUGUUUAAGUUAAGGGGCUUUUAGCUGUAUUAAACAUCAUAGACCUGUCCAUAUUGAACAACAAAUAUUUGAUCUUAUCCAUAUGACUGACGGUAGCGACCGCUGGUAAAGAUUUCUCCAAAUAUUUUUGCUUUGGUGUUUCACUUAUCAAACACUGUCAAGCACUAAAACCACUAUGUAUCAGCAGUCAAAUGCUGUCAAAUAUUAAAAUCAACUCCAGCAAAUACAGACAUUAAAUAUCUGGUGUAUACUUGACAAUGUUUGUGGAGGAUAAUUUCCGAGAGCAAAAUAGUUUCAACUCUAAACAUGUUGAAACUCAAAAGACUGUCUUUGUUUAAAGUUCAUGAUUCUUGCUCUCUCUCUUUUUGGUGGGUUCCUUUUUCUGGACAGAGGCCAGAAUGGUCGGUAAAUGUUCUUGCUUUGAGAUGUGGGCAUGUUUACUUCGGAUGUUUCUCUUUAGCUUUUGGAACACAUGAGUGAGGAGGAUCCUUCCUCAGUGGUAAUAACUGGAGCUCUGUCUGGAUUCCUUUCACAUUCAUUUCAAGGUAUCUGUCUCCUUCCCUGCCCCUUCAGUCAGACAAGAACAGGAAAUGCAAAAAGCUCUUCAUGAAGAUGACCAGGAUUCCUCAGAAAGCAGUUCAUACCAAGAUCCCAUUAGAAGGGAUUCCUUUAGUCAGCAACAACUUCCAGCUCCACUGGCACACCAGGAGCCAGAAACAUCCACAAGGUCUCCAACAGGCCAAAAAGGCACCAAACAGGCGUCUCUAGGGAACACCAAUGAUCAGACCUCAACAUUGCAACAGCCUCCAUUGGUAACCAAUGGCACUAGCAAGGCACAUGUUAGCCAUUUACCAAAACAAGUUUUCCCUUGGAUGAAAGAAACAAGACACAGCAGCAAGCAGAAGAACAACCUCCCAUCUUCAGGUACCUUGUUUUAUCUGUCAUCUCCCAUGCUUGAAUGUGCAUCUAUCCAAUGGUAGCCAACAUGGUGCCCUCACGAGGUUGAUAGACACCCACCAGUCCCAGACAGCAAUGGUCAGGGAUGAUGGGAGUUGCAGCCAAACAGCAGCAUCUGGAAUGCACAUCAUUGGCUACCAUGGAUCUAGGCUAUAGCUUUCCUUGCACUUUCAAAUAAGUGUUCACAUGCAGUACUUUAGCUUACACCAUGCGGUACUUUAAUUUAUACCAUGUCCUUCCUCCAAGUAACUAAGCACACAUUAUGGAGGGUUCACUGGUGGUCUCUUGUCCAGAGACUGCUUAAGACCAGACACUCUUAACUUUACUGGUUGAACCACAGCAUGUGUCUUCAGAGCAUUUUCUGGACAAUAACUUACAAAGUACUUUUGUACUUUUUAUUUGCUUAUGUUUAUAUUCCAUCUUAUAUUGGGAUAAUAGGAGCAACUAGGCUUCCACUUGAGGAAUUCAGUAAGAAUUAUAUAUAAUUUUUCUUUUAGAAGUUGCUCUAAUAUAUUCUUUAUAGGUCCUUUACCAACCCCAACCUCCCAGUAUUAUGAGAAUAGCCAUAUGUCUUAUUAAACAAACAUUAGGUUUUCAUUUAGAUUAAUCCAUUAGCAUAGGAAGGAUAUAGACAUAUAUAGAAAGACAAUUAUUCAGCUGGAUGUAGAGACAAAUAGAUAGACAAACAUAAUAGCAUAGCAUAGAAUAAAACGGAUCAGAACAUUUCCAUUCUUUGCAAAUGGAAACACAAACCCUCCAAACUGAGAAUGUUACUGAGCUGAACCAAAUAUUCUCCAGUUUCCAUUUUUAGUGGAGACUGCAAUUAUGGGGGAACAUAAAUACUCACAUUUUCCAAUUAAGUUACCAUUAUUUUUCUUGAGUUUUUUGGGGUGUGGGGUGGGUGUGGCACCUUUACCCCUCUGACCUCUUCCUUUUCUUCCAUCUUGUAUGAAUUACAUCAGUGAUCCAACUCAGUCACAGAUUACUCAAUUACCAGGAUGAUGUAACAUUCAAUACUGUCCAGUCAAUCAGAUUGGGUUGUGUGAUGUCACUCACUGAGGGUAAAAUAAGCAAACAUUUCUUGCCAGGUGCCUUGUGGAAGUGAGGGUGGGACCACCAAAAAAGGGCAACACAACUGAAUACACUUGCCAAAAUCUGUGAGUUGUUUUGGUUCAGCUCUAACAUCUCUCUGAGUUUUAUCCCCACAUACCGGUAACAUGCAUGCUUGUACGUUGGGGUAGAGAAUCUGUGGCCUUCCAGAUGUCAUCAGACUCCAACUCCCAUCAGCCUCAGCCAGCAAGGUGAAUGAUAGAGAUGUUGGGACUUGUAGUCCAGCAACAUCAGGAGGACCACAAGUUCCCCACCUCUGAUGUACGCCAUAUUAUUAUUAUUAUUAUUAUUAUUAUUAUUAUUAUUAAUCUCCCAGGUACAAUAUUUUGCGAGGCAAUACAUCUAUUCCUUGCAAAGUCAUUAAGAAUCAACCUGAACUGACUUUUUUCAUUUUCUUCAUUUAGACCCCAGCUCCUCUCCACCAAGUCUCUCCUCACCCAAGAGAGUGCGCACAGCCUACACCCAAACGCAGCUGGUGGAACUGGAGAAGGAGUUCCAUUUUAAUAGAUACCUCUGCCGGCCACGCAGGCUGGAAAUGGCCCGGCUUCUGAGGCUCUCUGAGAGGCAAAUCAAGAUCUGGUUCCAGAACAGAAGGAUGAAGUAUAAGAAAGACAGCAGGGUCAAGGGGACCAUUGGGAAGUCCCCGAGCAAAAGUCCUCAAGUGAGUGACUAUUUCAGUCAAGUGGAGGCUGAGUAUGAUUUGGCCACACCAAGUUCAUGUAGCAAGGCCCAGGGAGGGGUAUAUAGUUAUACAGACCCUCUCUUUGACAGCCCCUUAACGUCCAUCUCCUUGGAGUAUGGCCCCCUUUCUCUGCAAGGAGACAGUCAUCAUUAUGGACCUCCAGUUCUGCAAGGGAGUCCAAGUGAAGUGGAAGAAAAUUACCUGGGAAAUAUGCCUGAGGCUGACUCACUCUUCAGCUUCCCUGACUGUUCCUCUGCAAACCUGGACUACAGCUGUGUUGCCGAAAUCCCCAGUCAUCACCAGCUUGGGCUGUCCAGCUCACAUCCCAUUUACACAGAUUUAACAACACAUCCUGUGCCUCAGGGAGAUUCUCAGGGACCUGUAAAUCUUAUGCAUCUGUGA
Messenger RNA from Podarcis lilfordi (Lilford's wall lizard), 3442 nucleotides. NCBI's taxonomy places the organism in Eukaryota, Metazoa, Chordata, Lepidosauria, Squamata, Lacertidae. The record is from the annotation of a GenBank genome assembly.